Pipistrellus nathusii (Nathusius's pipistrelle) is the source of this 864-nucleotide messenger RNA. The record is from the annotation of a GenBank genome assembly. NCBI's taxonomy places the organism in Eukaryota, Metazoa, Chordata, Mammalia, Chiroptera, Vespertilionidae.
AUGGCGGCCGAGGCGCGCGUGUCGCGCUGGUACUUCGGGGGCUUGGCCUCGUGCGGCGCCGCCUGCUGCACGCACCCGCUGGACCUGCUCAAGGUGCACCUGCAGACGCAGCAGGAGGCGAGGAUGGGCAUGACGGGCAUGGCGCUGCAGGUGGUGCGCUCCGACGGCGUGCUGGCGCUCUACAACGGCCUGAGCGCCUCGCUGUGCCGACAGAUGACCUACUCGCUGACUCGGUUUGCCAUCUACGAGACGGUGCGGGACCGCCUGGCCCAGGGCAGCGAGGGGCCCCUGCCCUUCUACAAGAAGGUGCUGCUGGGCGCCGUCAGCGGUUUCAUCGGAGGCUUUGUGGGGACCCCCGCCGACAUGGUCAACGUCAGGAUGCAGAACGACAUGAAGCUGCCCCAGGACCAGCGCCGGAACUACGCCCACGCCCUGGAUGGCCUGUAUCGCGUGGCCCGUGAAGAGGGUCCGAGGAAGCUGUUCUCCGGCGCGACCAUGGCCUCCAGCCGGGGGAUGCUGGUCACUGUGGGCCAGCUGUCCUGCUACGACCAGGCCAAGCAGCUGGUCCUGAGCACGGGCUACCUGUCGGACGGCAUCUUCACACACUUCAUCGCCAGCUUCAUCGCCGGCGGGUGUGCCACGGUCCUGUGCCAGCCCCUGGACGUGCUCAAGACCCGCCUGAUGAACUCCAAGGGCGAGUACCAGGGCGUGCUGCACUGCACCAUGGAGACCGCGAGGCUCGGGCCGCUGGCCUUCUUCAAGGGCCUGGUGCCGGCCGGCAUCCGCCUCAUGCCGCACACCGUGCUCACCUUCGUGUUCCUGGAGCAGCUCCGCACGUACUUCGGCGUCAAAGUGCCGUCCUGA